CGCGCUCUGUGUCACAGAAGUCAGAGCUCAAGACGGAACCCAAGGUGUUUUUGCAGAUCUAAACACGUCUCAAAGAGUUUCUGUUGGCUCGUACACCAUUUACGCUUCCUCUUCAUUAGCUGAUGAUGUAAUUUAAGCACCCCCCAGCAUUUCAUCAUUAAUUCCUCCAAACCCACACACUUCUCUUCCCUCUGCCUUUUUUAAACAUUUUCUCAUUUCCCCUCAGAGAAACUCUCAGAAACUGGGUCCGACUUUACGUUGGUGACCUCAUUGGCACGUCAAUCACCGAAGCCCGAGGACGACGACGACGACGACGGGGAGCUUCCCUAAUAGCAGGGACAUUCAAUUUAAUACGCCUUUAGAUCAUGUCCGUUUUCACCCUACGUACACUGGCUGACCAUCUCAUUUAACGCGCGCCCCUGAAGCAAAACGUUUCCCUCUUCAAACGGCUUUAAGAAAGCACUAAAUAGUUAUAGAACCGAGCUUUGUUAGAUCGUUGGCGGUGUUUGAUCGGCGAGAUGGGGAACUGUCAGGCGUCGGAGGCGGCGACGGUGGUCAUUCAACACCCGGGGAACAAGGUGGAGAGGGUUUACUGGUCGGUGAGCGCUCACGAGGUCAUGAACUCCAACCCGGGGCACUACGUGGCACACGUGGUGACCUCCCCGACGUCCAAGUCCGAGAACGGGACGCCAUUGAAGCAGCUCAAGCUUCUCCGGCCGGAUGACACGUUGCUCAUCGGCCACGCUUAUCGUUUGAUUAGCUUCGAAGAUGUGUUGAAGGAGUUUGCUGCGAAGAAAUGCGUGAAACUGGGCAAGUUGCUUGAGAAAGGAGGGCUUGGGUUUGGUGUUGGCGUUGAGACGAGAAGGAAUCCGAAACCGAAAUUCGAGAACUCCGGUUCUGUUGAGACGGAGCAGGAGGUUCACCGUCAGGGAAGCAACGGGGGCAGCACGGUCAGCAGCAGUAUUAGAGGAGGUGUGGGCAGGUAUCAUGGUGGUGGGGGCCACUGGAGGCCAGCCUUGCAGAGCAUUGCAGAGGUUGGAACUUGAACGCACUACCGAGCGAUGCUUCUCGCUUUCAUCGUCUCCCCCACCCAAUAAAACAAGCAACCAAACCUCCUCUCGAUCUCUUUUCAAACGUUUAAUAUAUAUAUAUAUAUAUAUAUAUAUAAUAUAUGUUCUCUUCUUUCUAAUUUGGAAAACAUGUUGCCUGUAGACCUUGCUAGGGUUUGUGUUAGAUGUACGUAGCUCAAUUUGGACACUCGUGAAACUCUGAAUUUAGAAUUAGAUUACCCCCUCGAUCUCCUUAAUUGUAAUUAGCCGCCGGCUAUCUAUUGAUCAAUGGGUUCAUGGAUUGGGUAUUUGGGUUGGUGUGUAA
This is a messenger RNA of Alnus glutinosa, 1374 nucleotides long. RefSeq lists its product as uncharacterized. The transcript is spliced from 3 exons. NCBI's taxonomy places the organism in Eukaryota, Viridiplantae, Streptophyta, Magnoliopsida, Fagales, Betulaceae. Bases 519 to 1046 code for a protein of 175 amino acids. The record is from RefSeq and is a predicted model, not a curated record.